Alternaria alternata is the source of this 1217-nucleotide messenger RNA. RefSeq names its product cysteine proteinase. Gene Ontology annotation, molecular function: cysteine-type endopeptidase activity; cysteine-type deubiquitinase activity. The record is from RefSeq and is a predicted model, not a curated record. Gene Ontology annotation, biological process: protein deubiquitination. The transcript is spliced from 3 exons. NCBI's taxonomy places the organism in Eukaryota, Fungi, Ascomycota, Dothideomycetes, Pleosporales, Pleosporaceae. Bases 9 to 1217 code for a protein of 402 amino acids. Gene Ontology annotation, cellular component: nucleus; cytosol.
GACCAAACAUGUCCACAAAUCCUUGGGGACACCGUACGGCGCACAAUGCGCCGCGGCAACGUCCCAAUAUGCGUGGCACGAGCCUCUACCCAAUGGCUGCGCCACAUGCGAGGCAAGUAGCUAAGAACAUUGCUGCUAAACAAAUUCCAAAUACCUGGCCUAUCCCAAGAAACCGAAGUAAAAAAAGCAGAGGUCUGAGGCGAAAUGGCAACACUUGUUUCCGACUCAGCGGUCUACAAGCACUGUUACACUUGCCAAGAUUUCUUCAGUGGAUCAUCUCUCAUAAUAGCAUGCGCAAUGGAACCCGGAUCUUCCCAUGCCGUCCCGCUCAUGUGAUCCAUGCACAAUUAGAUUUGAAUAUGUCCAGUACUACUAUAUCGUCGAACAAGAAAAUUCCUAGUAUAGACGAAUUGCCUGAAAAGGAGUUGACUCAGCUCAAGAAGAAACUCGAGAAAAAAGAGAAGAAAAACCCAGGAAGUACGUUAACAGACUGUCCCGCUUGCGCGGUGAAGGCUUUAGCGCAGUUCUACUGGGGUAUCCAAAAUCUCAAUGCUGGUGGUGUACCUGAUAGUCUACCCUUCAACAAUGCAGAGCUAGACAGAGUUCACCAAGUUGACAACAUGCUGCGGCAAUUUACACCAGGAGCAGACACUGGGGCAGGGAACGCACAAGAGGACCCAGAGGAGAUGCAAACGCGACUAUUAACAGCAUGUCUCGAGUCUGUUAAUUACCAUCUCAAUGAAAACACGGCCUGGAAAGCUCGCUACGAAGCCCUGUUCAUACUGCAACAAGAGUGCUUCUGGAAUUGUCCAUGCGGUUCUCAGCAGGUUCCCCCAAACAAUCCCGCCCCCGACAGUAUCGGUUUCAACAACAUCGCGAUUCUCUCUAACGGCACACCAGACAGCCUUGAAGAAGCUAUGAGACGAGAGUUCGAACCAACUCCACUCAGUACCUUCCACUGUCACAUCUGUAACAGCACGCAGCAAAGAAUGCAGUCUACACGUAUUGAAGGAUCACCAGAAUAUCUCCGCAUCAAGCUCAGUAUCGUCAACAGUAACGGUACACCGAACUUGAAUCCCGUGAAUCUUCCCGAGGUUCUGAAUUUGUCUGAAUAUCAAGCUGUUGGUGACGGCCCACCGCUUCUCAUGUAUCGAUUAAGCAGUGUACUUGCUCAUGGCGGUAAACACAAUGCAGGUCACUGGGUUGCGAGCAAUUGA